Molecule: messenger RNA, 815 nt
Organism: Cajanus cajan (pigeon pea)
Lineage: Eukaryota; Viridiplantae; Streptophyta; Magnoliopsida; Fabales; Fabaceae
Source: RefSeq, a predicted model, not a curated record
GGGUUAUAAUAGUUCCCUAAAAAGUGAAGACAAAAAAUGGUUACAAAUUCAUAUAUCCCCUUUGUAAAAGGUUUACAAAAAUAAAAAUUAAUCCCAACAUAAUUUGAUCUUCAAUUGCCAAUUUUAAUUCAACAUGGGUCGUUGUUUCCUUCAAUGUCUAACCAAAUUGUACAAGGGUGCUGCUUUUAUGAACAUGCAGAUUAACUGUUUGCUGUUCCUGUAAGGGUUCUUGCAUACGUAUUUGUAACAAAAGUUUUGGUCUUUUUGCAGUUGACACGGUGCUUGAGACAUGAACAAUAUGGCUCAAGUGAAUGCUCCAACGCUACAGUUUAAGAAUUCUGCUCUCUUUGGAAUUCGUCCAAAAUCGUGUGUUUGUUUUGAGACACAAAGUAGAAGUAUAACUAAGAAACCUUUAGUGGUUGAAGCCAGAGCAAAUACUAGAACAGAAAGUGCAAAAAUUCGGAACAGAAGGAUGCAGAAAAAGUAUGAUGGAACAGCUACACAUCCAAGACUUUCGGUAUUUUGCUCAGAUAAGCAAUUAUAUGCAAUGCUAGUAGAUGACAAAAAUAAAAAGUGUUUGUUCUACGGAAGCACACUGCAUAAAUUGUUCCGACUAGAUCCUCCUUGUAGCACUCUUGAAGCUGCUCAACGUGUUGGGGAGGCACUUGUUAAAGCUUGUGUUGAUCUCAAGAUAAAUGAAAUAUCAUCCUAUGAUCGCAAUGGCCUUCGUCGUGGAGAAAGGCUACAAGCCUUUGAGAUUGCCAUUUCAAGUUAUGGAUUCUUGCCAAGAUAGUUCUGUAGCUGAUAUUGCUGCU